UCGGGCGCGCGCCCGCGCUCGGUGCAGGUGACGUCACCUUCAUCAAGCGCAGUCAGCAGCAGUGGAGCGGUCGGUCGGUAACACCGGACAGAUGCGGGUAACCGGACAUGAAUGAUAUCAUGUCUCAGCGGUGGAGGAGAGAUGUGACACUAUCAUCAGAUCAUCCAGUCAAUAACUCUCUGCUCGUGUCCGGGGUCGUGACGGUGACCCCAGAGGGACACAACAGAUCAUGGGCGACUCCAGUGAUCGCCCCAGAGACGCCCAUCUUCCUGAUGACACCUGCUGCUCAAACCAUCUCUGGGAUCUUUACAUGGACGGCUUUACUUCUCACCUGUCAGCAGAUCUACAUGCACUUGCGGUAUUAUAAUUCUCCUAAUGAACAGCGGCACAUUGUUCGUAUUCUCUUCUUUGUGCCGAUUUAUGCCUUUGAUUCAUGGCUGAGUCUUCUGUUCUUCACUAAUGAAGAGUUUUAUGUUUACUUUGACACGGUUCGUGACUGUUAUGAAGCGUUUGUGAUCUAUAACUUCUUGAGUUUGUGUUAUGAGUAUCUGGGUGGAGAGAGCGCCAUCAUGGCAGAGAUCAGAGGAAAACCAAUCCAGUCCAGUUGUGUGUAUGGCACAUGUUGUCUAUGGGGCAGAACGUACUCAAUCGGCUUUCUGCGCUUUUGUAAACAGGCGACGCUUCAGUUCUGUGUAGUGAAACCUCUGAUGGCCGUCAUCACGUUGAUCCUGCAGGCCUUUGGGAAAUACAGAGAUGGAGAUUUUAAUGUGGCGAGUGGUUAUUUAUACGUCACCAUCAUCUAUAACAUCUCGGUCAGUCUCUCUCUCUACGCUCUCUUUCUCUUUUACUUUGCCACACGAGAUCUGUUAGAGCCGUACAGUCCCAUGCUGAAGUUCUUCAUGGUCAAAUCAGUCAUCUUCCUCUCAUUCUGGCAGGGAAUGCUGUUGGCUAUCCUGGAGAAAUUUGGUGGAAUUCCUCGGAUAAACUCCUCUGAUGUCACUGUGGGGGAGGGGACUGUUGCCGCCGGUUACCAGAACUUCAUCAUCUGUAUUGAGAUGUUCUUCGCUGCUCUGGCACUCAGACACGCAUUCACACACAAGAUCUACAUGGACAAAUCACUCAGCGCUCACGGCUGUGUUCCUGUCUAUGGUCAGUACGGUCAUUCGUCUAUGAGUAUCUCCAGCAGUCUGAAGGAGACGAUGAAUCCAGGCGAUAUGCUUCAGGACGCCAUCCAUAACUUCUCUCCUGCGUAUCAGCAGUACACACAACAGAGUCGAACAGAACCUCACCUGACCCGAUCUAACAGUACCAAUGAGAAAACAUUACUGCUCAGUUCUGAUGAUGAGUUCUGACACACACACACACACACAUAUAUACACACACAUAUACACACACACACACACACACACACACACACACACACACACACACACACACACACACACACACACACACACACACACACACACACACACACACACACACACACA
Molecule: messenger RNA, 1490 nt
Organism: Paramisgurnus dabryanus
Lineage: Eukaryota; Metazoa; Chordata; Actinopteri; Cypriniformes; Cobitidae
Gene: tmem184bb.1
Product: transmembrane protein 184Bb, duplicate 1
Source: RefSeq, a predicted model, not a curated record